AUGAUGUCCAUUAAUAAGCAGACGUCUUUCAUCGCCUGUCCAAACAGAAGGAUAUCCUCCUCCUCCUCUGAGACCAGACUGGUUUUGCUGGGGAAGACUGGCAGCGGAAAGAGCUCCACUGCCAAUUCCAUCUUGGGUCGUAAGGUCUUUGACACAAGAGUCAGCAGCUCCUCUGUCACCCAACGGUGUCGCAGGGCCUGUGGAGAAUUUCGUGGCCGACAUCUCACAGUCCUGGACACGCCGGGGCUCCUGGACACCCACCAGACCCCACAGGAGGUACAAAGGGAGUUGAGAAGGAGUGUAAGCCUCCUUUACCCUGGGCCUCAUGCAUUUCUUCUAGUUAUUCAGAUUGGGAGAUUCACCCAGGAAGAAAAGGAGGUCAUACAGCAGAUCAAAAAGGCAAUGGGCUCACAUGCUUUGAGUUUCUCAGUGAUGGUUUUUACCCACGGUGAUGUUCUGGAGGAAGGGGCGUCUGUGAAGCAAUGGCUGAUAGAUGAGUGUUCAGAUCUGGCAGAGCUGGUGGCUGCAUGUGGAGGCAGGUACUGUGUCUUCAACAACCACAACUCCAAGAACAAAGAGCAGGUUUGUGAGCUGCUGGCUGAAGUGGACAGCAUGAUGCAAGGCAACGGAGGAAGAUUCUACACCCUCCAGAUGCUCCAGAGAGCUGAAGAGGAUAUGGGUCUGGAGCUGCACAAGGAGAGGAGGCUAGUGAAUGAGAGGGAGGAGAUGCUAAUAAAGAUACAGGAGGCAAAAUUAAAGUGUGGUAUGAAAGAGAACCGGAGAUGGUUCAGCAAAAAAACAAGAAAGAGAUUGAAGACCUAA
Messenger RNA from Sphaeramia orbicularis (orbiculate cardinalfish), 822 nucleotides. Its product is annotated as GTPase IMAP family member 4-like. NCBI's taxonomy places the organism in Eukaryota, Metazoa, Chordata, Actinopteri, Kurtiformes, Apogonidae. Gene Ontology annotation, molecular function: GTP binding. The transcript is spliced from 2 exons. The record is from RefSeq and is a predicted model, not a curated record. The coding region runs from base 1 to 822 and encodes 273 amino acids.